GUAAUAUAUUGAAACAAAACAUAAAUAUAAUGCUUAAACUGAUUAUUUUACAGCACAGGGAAAGUACAUAUAUGUAGAAUCGUCAUCACCAAGAAAAUUUGGGGAACAUGCCAGUAUUUCAUCGCUUGUCCUACCGGCAAACGGGACGAUGUGUUUCGAGUUUUGGUAUUAUAUGUUUGGCGACGGAUCUGGACGAUUAUUCGUAUUUGUACAGGACACGUGUACGGAAAAUGGAAACACAGUUGUUUAAGGAGGCAGGGGACAAGGGGGCACAAUGGAAUAAAGCUUCUGUUACAAUAGCCAGAGAUUCUGUUCCAAAUGACUACAAAAUCGUCCUUAUGGCCGACGUCGGAGCAACAUAUCAUGGAGAUACGGCAGUAGACGAUUUAAUCAUACAUGAUGGACCAUGCCAAGGUAUCGUAUAG
Molecule: messenger RNA, 425 nt
Organism: Mercenaria mercenaria
Lineage: Eukaryota; Metazoa; Mollusca; Bivalvia; Venerida; Veneridae
Product: MAM domain-containing glycosylphosphatidylinositol anchor protein 1-like
Exons: 2
Coding region: 108-425 (105 amino acids)
Cellular component (GO): membrane
Source: RefSeq, a predicted model, not a curated record